CUUUCCUGGCUGACGGAUAGUAUUGGCUGUUGAUUAAGUCAAUGGGGUAAAUAUUUAUUGUUAGGAAUGACUUUCGGUCUGUUUUUGCUCCGUGCACAAUGGAUUAAGAAUUAAUUCUUCGAGUUAAUGUUCUAGUGUAGAUCUUAUUCGUUUUUAUUGGAUUUAUAUUUUACACUCAAAAUAGGAAGAGGUCAAAGCAAACAACUAGAGCUCUUCAUUUUUCGAAGUUCCUGUGCUAACCCCAGCCCACCCCUAGCAGGUCUCGCAAACUACAAUUCAACUAACUGGUGGUCCCGUUUUUUUUUCUGAGACUGCUAGUUUUUCUUCUGUUUGGAUCAUUAUACUUCAUAUUUGACACAAGAAGCAGAACUUCUUUCUUUAGCCGGCUGACGGUGGGAUGUACUAUAAGGAUAUGUUAGUCAACAGUGCACGGCAUCGGUCAUGAGUGACCCCAGACCCCCAAAGUCACCUCGCAAGGGGAAGUACGUCAACAUCCGCAUCACCUUUCUCAACGACACGGUCCACGUCUUCCAAGUACCGGUGAAAGGUGUUGGAUCUUUACUGUGGGAUGCUGUGGUCAACCACCUACAGCUGCUUGAGGCAGACUACUUUGAUUUAGAAUACACAAACCAACAUGGAGAUGAUUGUUGGCUGGACAAAGACAAGACUGUACUGAAGCAGAUUGGCUCCCCUGAUAUCCCUCUACGUUUCUGUGUCAAAUUCUACACCCCAGAUCCUGGUUUGCUGGAAGAUGAACUUACCAGAUAUCUUUUUGCCUUACAAGUCCGCAAAGAUCUAUUACGAGGAGAGCUCCGAUGUAGUGAGAAUACUGCGGCCCUCCUGGCCUCGUACAUUGUCCAGGGGGAGAUCGGGGACUUUGACAUAGAUGAGUGUCCCGACCCCACGUAUCUAGCAGUAUUCAAAUUUGUCCCUGAGCAUCUCCAGACACAUGACUUUAUGGCCAAAGUGAUGGACUACCACAGACAACACAUUGGUGAGUCACCCUCUGAAGCAGACCUGAAUUUACUAGACACUGCUCGCAAGGUGGAGCUCUAUGGGAUCAAGAUGCAGCCUGCCAAGGACCAUGAAGGCGUGUCCUUGAACUUGGCUGUUGCCCACUUGGGUGUUCUAGUCUUCCAACAAUACACCAAAAUUAACACUUUCUCCUGGGCCAAAGUUCGUAAGCUCAGCUUCAAACGCAAGAAGUUCCUCAUCAAGCUACAUGCAGACACCUAUGAUCGGCGCCUGGAGGGAGUGGCCCACACACCUACUAAAUCUGGAAGGGGCUACUAUAAAGACACAGUGGAGUUUUUCUUUGACACCCGGGACAGGUGUAAGCUGUUCUGGAAGAGGUGUAUAGAGCAUCACGCCUUCUUUCGUUGUCAGGUGGUGGCUAAAGUUCCACGCAACAAAACACGUGUUGUCAGUAGGGGCUCAUCCUUCAGGUACUGUGGGAGAACACAGAAACAACUUGUAGAAUUUGUCAGGGAAAAUAUUGGGAAAAGGCCACAUUUUGAAAGAUCAACCAGCGGACGCAUCUCUAGUAGGAGUACCAGUGUGACUCCCAAGAUUUCCUCCAAGCCUGGCAUGCACUCGUCCUCCGCUGACCUCCACACCAGCUCUGGGUCGCGCUCGAGUGGCUCGCACAUACUGGACAGCAACCACACCCCUGGCAGCGGCAUCCUGCGGGACCACUCUGGGACGCCCCACAGCGCCAUGAGGGUGGAGUCUGUGGACGUCCACAGCGAUAGCUCCAUGUCAGGCUCCAGAUCUCUCAACUCCCCACGCCUGGAGCACGGUCUGAGCAUUGACCAGGAUGUCAUCGAGGCAGUCAACGCCAGAACGGAGGGCGCCAUGACAGACGACGAUGAAGACGAGGAUAACAUCAAAAACAGUCCAGGGAAUACCCAAGGAAUGUCCCAUGUCUCUUCAGAAACUAAAGUAUCUUCGUUAGUGCAGGCCAGGUUCACACAGAAGGACCGCAAGUUGUCUGCCCCUGUCUUUGGUCUUCUACAUAAGGGGGAGGAGAAUGGAGAAGAAGAUCAUCGCCUGUCAAGGACGGCUGAGAUAGAGAACAUUCCAGAAGUUGUGGAAGAGGAUCCAGGGGCUCCUUUGUCACCCAGACACAGUCCCCCCAAGAAAAUUCAGACAGUACCUCAUCAGCUGUCUUUUAAAGCAGACGACAUAGAUGAUCUCCCCCCACCUCCUCCCUCCCCUCCAACUCUCACAUCCCCAUCCCCGCCCCCUCCACCACCCCCAUUUGAUGAUGACGAAGAAGAAGAAGAGAUGCAGCUACCUCCUGUCUCUGACUACAUCGCCCAUGAUGGCGCUAUCCCAGCACAUCCCCAGUUUCCACACAGCGACUACAUCCCCCACGGUGGGGCUAUCCCAGGGCAGUCCAACCUACCACACAGCGACUACAUUGCUCACGACACAAAGGACUCAGCCAACAACAUAGACUAUAGAAUGAAAGAGUUCAGCAUUCAUUCCAGUGAGGAUAUAUUAGACAACCAAGAGAUGUACAGUGGCAUACGAAACGGACACGGCGAGCGAGUUUUUUCUCUAGCAAGUAACGGUCUUCCACUUCCUUACAAUGCAGCCCCUGAGGUACCUAACAAAAAGGGGCGUACAUCCAUCUCUAACGCUUUCUCUCACGAGGAUUCCUUCCAGGACGUGUACCAUGGGGAUGCUAGUGAGCUGUCCUUCCAGAGGGUCAUGAGUGAUGGUCAUGCUGACAUGAGUGGAAUGAGCGCCGUCAGUGAACCCAACUCCAGCCCCCCAAAGACCACCAGAGCCACGUCUGAAGGCAGCAUUUUGUCAGCGCAAGAAAAUGAAGAGGAGCAGAGAAAGAAAGUCAGGCACCGGCCCACAGAUACUGCCUACUACAUUGCUAAAGAAUUGUUGAUGACAGAGAGGACAUACAAGAAAGAUUUGGAAGUUUUGUGUGUGUGGUUCCGUAACUCUGUCAGCUGUGAUGCAACAACCUUGAACUCUGUGACUGAGGUGGUGUUCAACUACUUUGAUCCAAUCUACAACUUUCAUUAUGCUCUACUCAAGGAGAUAGAACAGAGACUGGCUGCCUGGGAAGGGAAGGUGCAGCCACAGGUGAAUGGUGAGUGUCACAAGGUGGGGGACCUCAUGCUGAAGGCAAUCAACAGCUGUCAGGAGCUGUAUGAACACUACUUUGAACACCUGGAAGAAAUUCUGAAUGAGAUUGACAGCAAGGUGAAGAAGCACCGCCCGUUUGAAGAAAUCUGCCGAAGUUUUGAAACCCACAAAGUUUGUUACCUGCCGCUCAACACAUUUUUCCUUCGUCCUGGUCAGCGCUUGUUACAUUUCAAGCUCAUAUUAGAACGUCUAGUCAAACAUUAUUCAUUUGCACAUCAUGAUGCAGAGGAUUGUAAAGAGGCCUUAUGUCGGAUUACAGAAAUUACCAAUGGAUUCCGGGACCAGUUUAAGAAAAUGGAAAAUCUGGAGAAGUUAAUGGAGCUACAGAGAGAUCUUUUAGGUCUGGAGAAUUUAGUGCAUGUAGAUAGGGAGUUCAUCAGAGAAGGUUGCCUUCAGAAGUUUUCUAGGAAAGGUUAUCAGCAACGAAUGUUCUUUUUGUUUUCUGACAUGUUGGUCUACACAAGCAGGACAUCAGCAUCCCUGCUACAGUUCAAAGUUCAUGGCCAGCUGCCACUGAGGGGGAUGACUGUUGAAGAAACAGACAAGUCAGCAGUACAGAACAGUUUUGCCAUCUAUGCAGGAAACAAGUACAUCCUAGUGGCAGCCAGCUCUCAAGAAGAAAAAGAUAAGUGGAUAGAAGAUAUCAAUGAAGCUGUGAUCCGUGUCAAGUCUAUAGGACCAGAUAAAUUACAGUACCCCAGCCUCAAGUCUAGUGCCAGCUCGUCAGAGAAUGUAGGCAGUGGUGAGAAUGUAGACAGAGAACAGUCUCCUCAGGACAAACCUAUACAGCACAGAGCAAACACAACUAUGCAUGUUUGUUGGCAUCGCAACACCAGUGUUAGCUUUAGGGACCAUGAGAAAGCUCUCAAGAACCAACUAAGCGGGUAUCUACUGCGCAAGUUUAAGACCAGCAAUGGGUGGCAAAAGUUGUGGGUUGUCUUCACAAACUUUUGUCUCUUCUUCUACAAAACAUACCAGGAUGACUUCCCCUUGGCUAGCCUCCCUUUGCUGGGCUAUGCUGUGAACACACCAGAGGAGGAGGAUGGCAUCAACAAGGAUCAUGUCUUCAAGCUGCAGUUCAAAAACCAUGUCUAUUUCUUCAGGGCAGAGAGCGAGUACACAUUCUCCAGAUGGAUGGAAGUGAUCAACUCCGCUACCCAUAAUGCAAGACGUGUGCGCCUGUUUAGCAGGUUGGACAGUCGCCUAGAGGCUAGUUAGCGCUCACAUUACUUUGAUAGUAAACCAAGAAUAUAAUGCAUUUAACUGACUUAUGCUUGAAAUGUUAUUGAAACCAAAUAUAGGUAACUUUUGCUAAUGAAAACAACAGAAUGUGAGCGAGAGGCUGUAUUUUAUGGUGAACAAUUCUUGCCCUAUAAAUAGUUUGUUGAUGUAUUUGCUAUAAGUGUUGGUUGAGAUUUUUUGUAUUGAAGGAUGUGUGAGAAAACUUGCACUAUUUUGAAACAUGUUGUAAAUAUAAACUUGAUACUUUUUGAUGUUUUAAAAUAUUUUUUUUUAGAUUUUUAUAAGAAGUGUUGGGUUGUGUCAAGUUUGUGUUAAGGAUGUUGGUUGUGUCAAGUUUACAUUAAGAAUGUACGGUUGUGUCAAGUUAAUAUUUAGGAUGCAUGGUUAUAUCUAUUCUUAUAGUUCUCAAUUUCCUUGUGAUAGCUGGGUCUACAGAUUUUUAACUUUACAAACUAGUUGUAAAUGUUGUUUUUUUUUUCUGAGAUUGUUUUAUUUUAAGACAAUUCUAUGACUUGUUGAGUGAGAUAUUUUGUUUUGAUUGUUUAGAUUUGUGCGCCACAUUUAUAUGUGUCCCUGUCUUAUUUAUCCUGAAGCCACCAAGUAUGUGACUAGAGUAGUGUGAUAAGUAUUGAAUCAUAUACAUUUUGACACAGAGCUAACGGUUAAUCAGACAGUCAUUGGUUAUUUGGACAAGGUCAGUGGUCACCUGGACAGGGUCAGUGGUCACUU
This is a messenger RNA of Physella acuta, 5139 nucleotides long. Its product is annotated as FERM, ARHGEF and pleckstrin domain-containing protein 1. The record is from RefSeq and is a predicted model, not a curated record. Gene Ontology annotation, cellular component: cytoskeleton. NCBI's taxonomy places the organism in Eukaryota, Metazoa, Mollusca, Gastropoda, Physidae. Gene Ontology annotation, molecular function: guanyl-nucleotide exchange factor activity.